GUGGCUACAGAGUUAAUAUUUAUCUACAGAACAUAUUUUUUAGUUAAUGUAACAACUGAUACUUAUCAUUUGUUUUCUCUGACCACACACUUUAAAUUUUCUCUUGAUUGUGAGAAAUUUUGGUCCCAAUGGUGACUUUUUUAAAGUACAAUUGACACUUCUUUAUACAUAUAUUGCCAAAAAAAAGUGUCAGUUGUACUUGAAUAUGGCCCCUGUGGCUUGAAUCAGCCAGAGAAACAAGAUGCAACAAGGAUGGCUGACUAUGAGAAGCAAUUUCAAGAGGACCUGGAGAGAGCCCAGGCUCUCAGUCUGGAAUCAUUGGCUUUGGAGCAAUUCAAAACCAAAAGGAUGCAAGAGUUAAACAGGUCUGCCACUACUGUAUCUGUCACAGGAAAGACCAGAACAACUACAGUGGCUCGCGCAUCGUCAAUGACAGAGACUGAUUCCUUUGUGAAGUAUGACAGGCAAACAAGCAAGUCUCGUCCGAGACCAGGUGGUGCACAGAAUUCAGGGAAUGCUUCUAAUCCGUUGAUCGCACCUCCUCCAUCAUCACAAAGAAAGACCAGUAUGACAGACAGUGAAACACCAGAUCUAAUUUCUUUUUCCAGCCCACCUCCUGCUGUCAAUACUACUACAAACAGUAUAAUCGAAUUUUGCAAUCAACAGAGCUACAAUAAUUCUCAGCUUCAGCCAGUGGUCCAAUCGCCGCUUUUCCACUCAGCUGCUGUACCUCAGCAUCCAUCUCAGUUUAAACUCUGGCCCCAAAUGCCUGUAAAUACCACUCUUUCCACUCCAUAUCCUCAAGUGGGGCAGUUAUACUCUCAAGCAGCCCUGUACAGGCCCCCAGGUCUCACUCUUAACAUGAGUGGUAUUAGAAGUGCACCCAUGAUGUCCCCAGUUACGAUGAAUAGCCCAAUUGGUGGGGGAGGGUUAGUAGGAGGUGUACCUCCCGCCUUAUUUAAGCCCCCACCGAUAUCAGGAAUUAAUGCGGGGACUACUGGAUCUACCGGAAACUCAGUUUGCCAAACUCCACCUCAGACUCCUCCUGCAUUGCCUCCAAAAAAUCAGCCUCGUCCCCCGCCUCCUGUAAUUGGUCCUAAAAGCAGCAGUGUGUCAUCAGGGCCAAAAAGUACCGUUUCUUCUAGAUCAUUUUCAAAAAAUUCGACAAAAUCCAGCAAUAAGAAAAGUAGCAGCUCAGUUAUUCCAAAUCUGAUUGAUUUCGCGCAGUCAGAUGACAAGAUCAAUGUUAGGGUCAGUAUUUUGCAGGAGUUUGACCCCUUGUCUGAUACGUUCAGUAGCUCUGCUAGCUCCAGGACUAUUAGUCCAGAUUGUUCAGUGGACGAUUCGAUAUCGAUAUGUAACAGCGUGUACGAGGAAUAUGAUCCGUACGAUUUUAUCUAUUCCGGAUCGGGAAAUAAUAGCGUAUCUGACCCUAUCUAUGCAACUGUGAACAAAUCGGAUAAUGCGCCUAUGUCCCCUGUUCCACCCAGGAUUUCUACGAUAGACAGGCGCAGCUCCAAAAGCUUCAAGAGAAACCUUUUGAAUAUAAUUGAAGAAGUCCAAGACCGUUCUUUGAUCAAAGAUCCUGAACUCAAAGCAUUCUACAAUAUGGUACACAACGUAAGAAAGCAAUAUCGUUAUAAUGAUCCCGAUACAAAUAUGGGCCUAGUAAUAAGCCCAAUGGUGAAUUUUGCAUAUAAUGAAGGGCUCAGUAUUAAGUUGCAAGUGCAUCCAAAUUUUGAAGGUGCAGAUUUUAAUAAGCCUAUCAGUUUCACUUGUGAUGUAAAUUCGAGUGUUGAACAUGUGACACUUCAACUUACAUAUGGGUUAGAUGCCCCAACAAAUUGCCAAUAUACACUUAAAGUAUGGGGGUGUAAUGAAUACCUGGUUCCUACGACGUUUCUGAGUGAUUAUGAGUACGUGCAUGAUUGUAUAAAGUUGGACGAAGACGUUGUGUUGAUUUUGAUUCCUGAUUCUAAGAAGGAUAAAUCUUUCGCAAGAACGGCACAAGAUGACAACGACGAUGGAACAAUGAAGUUUGAUAAUAUUGUGCCCGACGAUAUGGUAUUUAGGAUAACAUACGAGAAGUUAAAUAUUUUGCUAGAAACUGUUGAAAAUGAAAUGAGAAAACUGGAGGAAGCUGCAUUACAAAUGUUUAGAAAUAACUCUCCUGGUAGCUUACAAUCUCUGAAUGUCAUACAGUCUGUGAAAUAUAUAGUAAAUCUUAUGGCUGAUCUUUGUACAUUAGAUAUAAUGCAAACCAUUGAGGCCUUGGAGAAGUCAUGUAGAGACUUCAUACCUUCACGUGAUAUUUGUUUCUCCGAAAUGAUAGCAAAUAACUGCAAUAAAAUCCGGUUUGCCAUCCAAAAUCUGAUUGAAAUGUACUGCCAAGCAUAUGCAGUGGAUUUUGAGGUGAAAAGUCAACCAUCUAAUGAAGCUACAAGAUAUGUUCACGAUAUUUUGGACUCUGUAGUGAUACGAGUUUGUGCGAUAUAUCGCCCAUCGGCAGUUUGGGAACACGAAGAAUACGUAAUAGCUGCGCAUAUUUACCACGGCACAAAAAAAAUUGGCAGAUCUAACAGGACACAGCCAAGCAAGAAGAUUGAAAGAGACAAAUACUGGCCUGCAAGGAUUGUAUUUGACACUUGGUUGGAUUUCGAAGAUGUGCCUAUAAACAGCCUAGCUAGAGAAAGUCGUUUAGUGCUCCAGGUUUUCGGUAGGUCACUCACAACUGUAGAAACAGAUGAGUCAAAAAGUUCCAGUGACCCAGUUUAUAAGGAAGAAGAAAUCGGAUGGGCAGCAGUACAGUUCUUCAAUUAUGAAAGCAUCAUGACACAAGGCAGUCUGCUGCUCUCCUUAUGGCCAAAAGAACAAAACUAUGCCAAUGACCACAUCUAUGGACCUGCUCCACCGAUGAGAUCACAUCCUGAUCCUAAUCAUCCAAUGAUUGGGGUAGAGAUUGCAGCUCCUCCGAAGGUACAGUUUCCUUCUAUCAGUCCAGAGAUCUAUUCCAAUGUCACCAAAGGGGAUUUUGACAGUUUGGAUAACGAGACUCAACAGCUGUUGGUGGACGCGUGUGAACAAGACAUGCUGUAUAGAUUUCCUCCUGAGAUAAGAGAAAUUCUAUGGGAGAAAAGACACUAUUUGUAUCAUCUUCCUCAGGCUUUACCUAAAGUUCUUUUAGCAGCACAUAGUUGGGAAUAUAUGCAACUUCCUGACUUACAUGGCAUGCUCCAUGCUUGGACUAGACUCAGACCUAUACAAGCUUUAGAGUUACUGUUACCAGUUUACCCUGAUUUAGAAGUUAGAAAGUUGGCUGUGAGAUGGAUAAGGGGCCUUACGAAUGAUGAGUUAGUUGAUUAUUUACCUCAGUUGGUAGUCGGUUUGAGACACGAAACAUACGAGAAUUCACCUCUUGCUCAAUUUCUACUGGAUAGAGCCUUGAGGUCUCCCAGAUUUGCUCAUUAUCUUUUUUGGCUGCUCUGCCAUAGCUUACCUGGAGAAACUCCUCAGAAUUGCAGUAUGGAAACAAAAAGUAAGGAAGAAACGACAAUAACUGAAGUGAGGCACCAUAGAAGACUGAAGCUAAUGUUGAGAGCCUUACUAGCAAUUGUUGGAAAUUCUCUAGGAGACUGUUUCUUAUCACAACAAUCAUUAGUCAAAAAAUUGAAUGAUAUUGCUGAAGACGUUCAAAAAACUAAAGAGUCCCAUCGGUUGACAAUUCUGCAUAACGUCCUUAACCAAAUUCACAAAGACCUUCAAGAAUGCCCAACUUCCCUCCCACUUUCCCCUACUUUGCGAGUGAAAGGCAUAGACGUACAGUCUUGCUCCUAUUUCCCAUCCAAUACGCUUCCUUUAAAAAUUAACUUUAUCAUGGAGGACAGUUCAAUAAGGCCAGCCAUUUACAAAGUCGGGGAUGAUCUUCAACAGGAUAUGUUGACCUUACAAAUGAUCAGAUUGAUGGAUAAGUUGUGGUUGACUAAAGGGCUGGAUUUGAAGAUGGUCGCGUUUACCUGUGUUCCUACGUCGAAAAAAAGAGGUAUGAUCGAAAUGGUGACUAAAGCAGAAACAUUGAGGAAAAUCCAAGUUAGCCAUGGCUUGACUGGUUCUUUCAAAGAUAAACCCAUAGCAGAAUGGCUGGCAAAGCAUAACCCUUCUGAGCUAGAGUAUGCUAGGGCAGUGCAAAACUUUACAGCGUCAUGUGCUGGAUAUUGUGUGAUAACUUAUAUAUUAGGAAUCUGUGAUAGACAUAAUGAUAAUAUUAUGUUGAAAACCUCUGGACAUUUAUUCCAUAUUGAUUUUGGUAAAUUUUUGGGCGACGCCCAAAUGUUUGGCAAUUUUAAGAGAGAUAGAGCUCCAUUUGUGCUCACGUCAGAUAUGGCUUACGUAAUCAAUGGAGGUGAUAGACCUACAGAAAAGUUCCAUCAGUUCGUAGACUUGUGUUGCCAAGCUUUUAAUAUCAUCAGGCAACAUCGAAACUUGUUCUUAUUUUUGAUAACUUCGUCUGGAAUUUGUCGUAUAACUCCAGAAUCAAUAGGCUACAUGCAUAAUGCUCUUCUACCUGAGCUAUCGAAUCCAGAAGCUGCAGCAUACUUCACGCGACUGAUAGAGGAGUCAUUGAAAACGAGAUUUACCCAAUUCAACUUUUUCCUUCAUAAUUUGGCACAACUGAAGUUUUCUGCUGAUGAUACUGAGGGAUCGCUACUUUCCUUUGUACCAAAGACGUACAGUAUGGCUACUGAUGGACAACUUGUUCAUGUUGAGGUAGUCAAUUAUCGAAAACGAUACGAUCCAGACAAGUAUUAUGUUUACAUUUUGAGAGUAUAUAGAAAAGAUCAAAAACAACCUAUGGAAAUCCAAAGAACUUACAAGGAGUUUUGCGAAUUACACCAAAAGUUGUGCAUUUAUUUUCCUUUGGCCAAACUUCACAGUCUAUCGACAGGUCUGCAUAUGGGCAGGUCAAAUAUAAAACAAGUAGCUCAGAAAAGGUUUCAUGAAAUCAGUUUAUUUAUAAAGUCCUUGUUUCUAUGUGCCCCCGAAAUAGCUCACUCUGAUCUGGUUUACACAUUCUUUCAUCCACUUUUGAGGGACCAACAGCUACCUGAUGAUUAUUCAAAGAAAGUAAAAGAUCGAGAACCUCAAACUUCAGGCAGACUGAUGGGUCAACUAAAACUCUCCCUAUUGUAUCGAAAAGGUGUAUUUAGUGUGAUGGUCCAGCAUGCCAGAGGUUUGCCUAGACUAGCAAAUGGCCAAGAACCGUCUACCUAUGUUAAAGUAUACCUUCAACCAGACCACCAAAAAAGUACAAAGAGAAAGACGAAAGUUGUCAGAAGGAAUUGCCACCCUAGUUUUAUGGAAAUGUUGGAAUAUCGGAUGUGCUUAGAAAUAAUCAAAACUCGCUAUCUGAGAGCAACAGUAUGGAACUACGAUGCACUACAAGAAAACGAAUUCAUGGGCGGCGUUGAACUAGAUUUGGCGCCUUUAGAUUUAUCUGAAGAGAUUAGCGAAUGGUAUUCGUUAGUGAAUUUGAGCAGAUAGCAUCGACUAUGGCAGUAAAAUGGUCACAUUGACACUAUGCCCAGGGUAAUAGGAAAAUCCUUACGAAGCAUUGGGUUUGUUGUGGUUGGAUUUGACUAAAGGGCAUAAUUUAUAUUUUUGAAGGAAUAUGAUCGAUACCACAAGAUUUAAUCAUAGCCAUACAGUAUUUUCACAAGUAUUAUCUCUCACGUAGAGUAUGUGUCCAUGAAUAUUACACAACUGAAGCAUGAUGAGUGAUUAAAAUAAGUGUAAAUGGCAACAUCGGAGAAGUGGGGAUACAAGAGUUGAGACGUAUGGCGAGUCUCGCCGCUGUCGGUGAACAUUACUUAGGCUAUAUUGAUAUGGACACUAUAUAAGAUGCUUCAAUUGUAUAAUGUUAGUGGUGGUAUACUCACAUAUUUGAAAUAUGCUGUUAAGUAGAUCCAGUGCAUCUACAUUGAUUGAUGGAGGUUAUUUCAAAGAUUUGCUCCAAGAGUUAAGGUUCAUGUAAAAUUAUCUGUCUUUCAACUCACUUAACAUUUACAAACUACAUAUCACACAUAUAAAUGUAUUCAACACAGGGUAUGGUACGAAGUAUGUCCUUUCAUAAAUUCUUAUUCAAUUUUCGUCUAUUUUGAUUUGGUCUCGCACUCCCCCUAAAUAUAUAUUGAUAACAAUUCUGCACAUAUUCCUUCAUGCUAUAUCUGCACAAAUAAAAAGAUAAACCAUUAUAAUCACAAAUAAUUAUAGUAAGGUUAACCUCAAAGUCUGAUUGUAUAGUAGUAGCAUAGGAAUUGGGAAAGUGCAUUUAAACAUUUUUAGGCUUGUAACUUUUGAGUUGUAAUUUCCUUUAAGGUCCAUUUUUGCUAUUUUUUAAAUUUUUCUAUGUAGACAAGAUGGAUUUAUCAGUAAAACAAAUAAACAAAUGGUUAGUAAAACUGGAUAAUCCUUAAUCCUCCAUUUUUGUCUGGUCGCGAAAUGAAACUACAUAUGACUGAAAUUCAGUAUGAAAACCAUAGGAUGAAUUUCACGUGUUACAUGGAUUAUCCUUCAUCAGUAAAUAUUUGUAUUUUUAGCUAUGUUCAACAUUAUAAUGCUGUGAUCCGUUGAACGGAUAAUGGCCGCAUGACACGAUGAUUCUGAAUCAAAUUUGUAUACGACAUCUGGCAACCUGUCAAAACUAAGUGAAGGGAUGUUGAAUCCCAUCUAACGUUUUCACACCUACACUAAUGCUUUUGUUACCAUGACUGGCUAAGCAUUUGACAUCCCUACAAACCGACACCACUUGUCAGAAAUGAACAAUUGUAGCUUAUGACCGUCAAUGCAUCAACCAUUUUUCUAGAUCGCCAGUCAAGGUGGCACGUCCCCUUUUUAGAUUUCUUUUCAACUUCCGGUUUGCAGCAGUAUUCUAAAUCCUUUUCAUCUGAUAAUUUCACGGUGUGUAUAGAGAUGACUAAAAAACAAUGUUCUAAUUUUUUUGUCAAAAUGCAUUUUUUCUGCAUUUUAUUGUGCAUUCUUUCUUCAAUUUUUAUGGAAGAAUGAAACUAUUGAUUACUUUUGUUCUUAUCAUUUUCCUUUUAAAAAAAUCUUUGAUUUUUUUGGAGCCUUGUCUCACAGCAACUUGAGUUUUCAAGAAAAGCAAAGAUUUUUCAAAAAGGAAAAGUGAUAAGAACAAAAGUAAUCUCUCGUUUCAUCCUUC
Molecule: messenger RNA, 7216 nt
Organism: Acanthoscelides obtectus
Lineage: Eukaryota; Metazoa; Arthropoda; Insecta; Coleoptera; Chrysomelidae
Source: the annotation of a GenBank genome assembly